Molecule: messenger RNA, 297 nt
Organism: Cotesia congregata
Lineage: Eukaryota; Metazoa; Arthropoda; Insecta; Hymenoptera; Braconidae
Source: the annotation of a GenBank genome assembly
AUGAAACGUUGGUUUCUCAGCUGUUGGGGUUUGAAUCCAUCGCUGGAAAAGUCAUUACAGCUUUUUUAUCAGCUCCAGUUUUUAGUCAAGAUGGAUCCACAAGACAUUGCCUGUUUGGAUGAAUCUUUCAUACUUCAAUUCACAAAACAUGAAAUUAAUUCAAAGCUCCCUGAGCGUAUGAGGAUGGAUUCGAGAUUUAUCAAUUAUACAAGAUGUACAGAGCAUUAUAGGACUAUGUAUAAUUAUGUUCUUGAAAACCCUUAUCCAUUGAAGAAGGACUGCUAUGAAUCUCUGUAA